AUGAGGCAUACCAUCUCCAUCAAAGCCAUCAAAGCCAUCAAGACCAUCAAGGCCGUCAAGGCCAUCACACCCGUCUGUCUCUCAUCGAGUAGAGCCAAGCCCGGCGAUAGCGUCGUGAUGCACCGUUCUUGCGCCGCAAUGCUGCAGCGCGCCUCGGCUGUUCUGGGCAAGUUGCGCUGGCGGACCGUGGCGCUCACCCUCGCCGUGCUGUCGGUCGGCCACUUUAUCUUCAUCGACGACACGCUGCGGAAUGCAUACUCGACGCACGUCGGGAAGCUGGGCGCGAUCACCCCCACGACAACACCUUACAUCUCAAUACCCACCUCCGUCGCGCCCUUCUCCGCCGGCGACACCGCCGAGGACAUCGCCAUCUGCCUCUCCGUGAAAGACCAAUACGCCGACCUAACGGAGUGGCUCACGCAUCACUACCACCACCUCUCGAUCCGCCGCUUCUACGUCAUGGACGACGGCUCCUCGCCCGCGCUCGCAACCUACAACUACAGCGCCUUCGUCGACCCGAAGGCCAUCACGCACCGUUACUACCACCCCGCGCUGCACCACCCCUACCAGCAGCUCGCCAGCUACUCUGACUGCUUGAAGCUGUUCGGCGACCGACACAAAUGGAUGGCCUUCAUUGAUGCCGACGAGUACCUCGAGGUGCAAGGCAACGAGACCCUGCACUCCAUCCUCGCGCCCUACGAUGACGACGACUCCGUCGGCGCCUUCGCUGUCAACUGGCAGAUCCACACCAGCGGCGGCCUGCUCACCCGCCCCCAGAGUGCGCGGAAGGGUUUCAGGCGCUGCAUCGAGGACCAGGACCCCAACCACAGCCCCGACGUCGGCACGGAGAACGAGCACAUCAAAGUCAUCGUCAAGCCGCUCCGCGCCGCGAAACCGGAGGUGCAUAAGUUUGAACUGAAAAAGGGGGCUAGGACAGUGGGGGAGGAUGGCGAUACGGUGGAUCGCUUGGCGUGGCGGGUGCCGAUUACAAGAAGGAGGGUGGCGCUGCAUCAUUAUGCGACGAGGAGCCGCGAGGAGUAUGUGGCGAAGAUGGAGAGAGGGAAUGGGAUGGGAUCGCCGAAGGGGUGGGAUUGGUGGGAUUGGGUCGAAGCGAUUCCGACGGUGGAGUGUGGUGAGAUGGCUAUGCUUGAGCCGUAG
This is a messenger RNA of Pseudogymnoascus destructans, 1158 nucleotides long. RefSeq lists its product as uncharacterized. The record is from RefSeq and is a predicted model, not a curated record. The transcript has a single exon. Bases 1 to 1158 code for a protein of 385 amino acids. NCBI's taxonomy places the organism in Eukaryota, Fungi, Ascomycota, Leotiomycetes, Thelebolales, Thelebolaceae.